UUUGGUUCAUUCUGUUGUCUCAAUCCGUACCGUGGGCUUCCCCUUAAUAACUUAAAGGCGAAAGUUUAAAAAAUCCAAAGGUAAUUUGGCCUAUAAAUUCAAUGGCGUGACCUUGUUUUUUGAACCGCAUUCGGCAUUGCGCAGUCGCGAACCGCCCGUCAUGGCAGCUGGCGUGCUGCAAAUAAAAACAUAAUUUUGUUUUACACUCCUACAUAAUGUAUACAAAAUGUAUAUAGAAAUUGUUAUAAAUUUAAUCACUGUUUUUAUAAACGUAACAAAAGAUUAUUGUGUUGUAUAUUUUAGUCAUCUUGUUUGUGAUUAAGUGACGGCGCAUGUGCGAGUUAAUGCUGUGAAAUUAAGAUGUGGCUAACAAAUAGAUACAUCCAAACAAAAGUAUGAAUGGCGGGAGACAAAAUUAUGUAAGGAUGUGGCGAAUAAAAUGCCUAUGUGUACUCCUCUUCGGCAUCGCAUUGUUGCAAAUGUAAGACAAAUGUUGACACCGCGCUCAUUUUUCAUCAUCACCUGCUUAAGUUUCACAAUUUCAGUGACUUGGAUCCAAUUCGUGGACAGACCAAUAUAUUCAUACCAGAACGAAAGUUUAAUUCAAGAGGCCCUUGAAAAUGUCGCUCGCGAUUACAGAUUCGCGGAAGUAUACAGAAAGCCGGAUAGACUGCCGAAUGAAACUAAAUUCAUCCUUCUCUGGACGACGGAAGAGCUGGCACCUUUCUACACACUCGGUCAAGGCCAGAGGAAAUUCAUUGAGAAAAAUUGUACAUAUAUAAACUGUUAUGUCACUUCAGAUAGAUACUUAUUCGACGGAGACACAACUAAAUUCGACGCUGUUGCUUUCAACGGAAGAUCUAUAGUCACCAUGUCGAAAUCACAACUACCAUACCGACGCAGUGAUCACCAGAAGUUCAUAUACUUCAAUAUGGAAUCAGCAAACAAUUACCCUAUCUGCUCCCCAUAUUUCGAUGAUUUCUUCAACUGGACUUCAACGUAUCGACUGGAUUCGGACAUUCCCUUCCCGUAUUUGCAAGUAAGAGAUAGAGAAGGUGAGAUAAUUGGGCCUAAAGCGGGAAUGGUUUGGGAUGAAACAGAGGCAAUUAUUGAUGAAGAACUGUUCCAUCGUAUCCAGAAUAAGACAAAGGCAGUGGCUUGGUUUGUUUCUAAUUGUAAAAGUAGAAGUCACAGACUGCAAGUAGCUAAAGACUUGCAAAGAGCUCUCUCUGUUUAUGGUUAUAGCGUGGAUAUUUAUGGUAAAUGUGGGCCGUACACAUGUCCUCGAGACCAAGAAGAUAGCUGCAAUUCUAUUUUGGAGAGGGAUUAUUUCUUUUACCUAUCAUUUGAGAAUUCGUUUUCCGAAGAUUAUGUCACUGAGAAACUGUUAACUGCAUUGCAGCAUGAUGUGGUACCAAUUGUUUUUGGAGGUGCUGAUUAUUCCAGGUUCCUGCCACCCGGCUCGUAUCUAGAUGCGCGAAAAUCUACACCUGAGGAUUUAGCAUCAACUAUAGUCACACUUAUCGAAUACCCGAAAACGUAUAGUCAUUACCUGAGCUGGAAACGAAAGUUUACUUAUAGGAACCCAAUAUAUGACGAUAAUGUAUGUGCUGUUUGCGCUGCUCUAAACGAAAGGAUGGAAAAACAUACAACAUACAAGCAUUUUAGGGCGUGGUGGGUUCCCAAUUAUGAAGAAAGAUGUGCCGAAUGACGGGACUUAGUACAUUUUUAAGUUUAUUUGUUACUUGAUAAUUUAAUUGUUAACGUUUAUAACGUUAUAAAAGGGUUGCGGACAAACAAUAUAGUUGUGGCUGAUUCUCGAUGAAUAUCAAAUAAUUUUCAAAAGCAGUUUAAUUGUAAUAAAAAGAAAAUUUGCGUCGCGUUUAUUGUGAAAAGUGACAUUAGAACCCCGCCAAAAUGUUUACAGAACAUGAUUGACAUAAAGUUCUGUCACUGGAUAGAGCAGCGCAAAAUACCUUUAAAGUGUUGCCAGAAUCAUGUUUGAGGACUGUGAAAUGAAACCAAAGACCAAUAUUAAUGUGUUUAUAUGUACGCACAAAAUGUAAAUAGUAAAAUUUUUAUUGUAAGUAAUGUAACAGUUAUUCUGCUUAUUGAGUAAAGGUAAACUUGUUAAGUAUGUUUUGUCACUUUUAUUCAUUUACAAAGUAGCAUAAGAGUGAUAAAGACAAAUUCAAAUUAUUCAAUUUUUUUUAAUAAGUGUAUUGUAUCUAUCGUUAGUCGUUUAUGAAGUUCACGCAACUAUUGAGAAUUUUUUAUACAUCUUUAUCGUCAUAUAUAUCCUAGAACAAUAAACCCAUAAAACAAAUUUUCAUAGGGGCUGAACCAAAAUGCGUGUAUAACGCGAACACAUAGCUGUUUAUAUAACUAAAUGUCAUGUAAAUAUAACUUGGAUUUUUUAAGUUAAAGUAUAUAAGGGUUACCACAAAUGUUAUCUAAUAAAUAUAUAUUUUUCUUACUUUACAAUAAUUUACGACUUAAGGCUAUAUUUUGCUCAUUCAGGCAUUCUAUUCUUCUUCAUUUAGUUUUAUUAGCGUGGCGAUCUCCUAAAUCUAAUUAAAAAAAAAUUUGUUGAUGGAAUAAUUCAUUUUAAUUUAUAUACUUUCAAUUACUUUGGGUAUAAUGUUUACUGUAUUAAAUAGUCAGCCCUAAAGGUUAAAAAUUCAACUAUACACAUAUGUCGCAGCCAACUAUCAUAAUUGGCCGUUCAAUCAACAGCCUAGCUUCUUUACCAAACAACGCUGUUUAACUAGCGGCCUGAAUGACAUGCAACAAUUAAUAGACUCGCUGGCUAAUGCUUAACUUAAGCCAUUCAUACGAUCAUGUGACAGAAUGAAAAACGCUGAAAUAUCUCACAUAAGAAAUUCUUUAUUACAUUCGUGCGCCUUACACACUACACUUAGUGUCACUAUACUCUUCCAUACUAGUUUUUAUUAAAAUUUGGAAACAUUAAAUUUGUUGUUUAAUUACUAUAUUGACAAUGGAGUGGGUGGCAGAAUGUGGAAUUAAACUGAAAAGAACAAGACAGGCAAGCUGAAUAUCAAUUAGGCCGCUAGUUGAACGGCGCUUUUUAGUAGAAACUAGGCGGUUAAUUGAUCCACUAAUUAAACCAGUGAACUGCGACACAUAUUACAAAUAAUAUCUUAUAAGCUUUUAAAACUAUAAUUUUUGAUACUAUCGAAACUCAAAUGUUACCUGAUAUAAUUUUACAGUCGUUCUAUGUAUAUUCCAUAAUCGUUGUAAUUGUCUAAGUAAUUUUGUACUUAAAAUAAACUUGAUGUGUUACUGCAA
Molecule: messenger RNA, 3309 nt
Organism: Pieris rapae (cabbage white)
Lineage: Eukaryota; Metazoa; Arthropoda; Insecta; Lepidoptera; Pieridae
Product: alpha-(1,3)-fucosyltransferase C
Exons: 3
Coding region: 440-1711 (423 amino acids)
Cellular component (GO): membrane
Molecular function (GO): alpha-(1->3)-fucosyltransferase activity
Source: RefSeq, a predicted model, not a curated record